AUGGAUUCAUUAACGAGUUCCCAGACUCUGGGUCCCAGCGAUAUGCUAUUGGCAUCCGAGAAGCGCCCGGACAAAGUGUCUUCGAAGAUGGCAGGCACAUCCCACGAUCAAGAGGACAUGCUGAGAAUUGGAAGAGAGCAGGAAUUGAAUCGUAACUUCCGAUUCCUAUCCGUUCUUGGCUUUACCGCAGUCCUAAUGUGUACCUGGGAGGCAGUUCUAUUUGGCAGUUCGUACGGCCUAAUCGAUGGUGGUCUUGGUGGGAUGAUUUACACAUAUAUUGGGGGGAUCACUGGAUUCACGGCAGUCGUGCUGGCACCUACGUCUGGUGGUCAAUAUCAUUGGGUAUCUGAAUUUGCUCCACCUGAAUGUCAGAAAUUCCUCAGCUACAUCACGGGCUGGGUGUGUGUUUUGGGCUGGCACACGGGGAUAGCUGCUUGCAGUUAUACUGUCUCUAAUAUGAUGAUUGGCCUUUUAUCAAUCAACUAUCCAGACUCAUACGUUCACCAGCCAUGGCACGGAACCGUUUUUGUCAUCGGGAAUGCAUGCACUGCCUUUAUAUUCAACACUUUUCUUGCACAGAAACUGCCUAUUAUUGAAGGCGUCAUUCUGAUAAUUCACGUUUUCGGCUUUUUUGCCGUGUUGAUUCCGUUAUGGGUCUUGGCACCUAUCCAGUCACCAUCCCGAGUGUUUCUGCAUAUAGAAGACCGGGGAGGAUGGGGGAACGACGGCCUCUCUUGUCUGAUAGGACUGGUAGCCCCGAUAUAUGCACUGAUAGGGCCUGAUUCAGCUGUUCACAUGGCCGAGGAAAUUCGUGAUGCAUCCUGGACGCUUCCCAAAGGAAUGGUAUGGACUCUAGUUCUCAACGGCCUGACGGGUUUGGCCAUGAUCAUUACGUAUGCAUUUUGCAUUAGUGAUAUCGACCAGGUUCUCGCGAGUUCAACGGGGUUCCCAUUCAUCCAGGUUUUCCUGGAUUCAACCGGCUCUGUGCGAGCAACGACAGGAAUGACAGCGCUUAUGAUGGUACUUCAGUUCUGUGCUACGAUCAGUAAUGUAGCCACAGGCUCGCGGCAACUGUACGCUUUUGCGCGGGAUGAUGGACUCCCCUAUUCAAAGUUUCUCUCUCAUGUGAACCGACGAUUCGUGAUACCCUUGAACGCCCUCUGCGUCGGUCUUGUCGUUGUCUGCCUCUUGUCGCUGAUAAACAUCGGCUCCUCGGUAGCAUUCAACGCAAUCAUGUCCCUCGGCACAGUAUCCCUCUUGUCAUCUUACAUCAUAUCCACAUUCUGUCUUAGACUGAAGCGAUGGCGAGGCGAGCCCGUGCCGCCAGCACGCUGGAGCCUAGGACGCAGGUGGUCCAUAAUUGUAGAGACGGUAGCCCUUGUGUUUCUGGUUUUGGUAUGGGUUUUGUGUUUUUUCCCAGUUACUAGAGACGUUACGCCGGGCACGAUGAAUUGGUGCGUUGCGAUUUUCGGCGGUGUGGUUGUGCUUGCCCUGGUGUAUUAUUUUUUGUUCGCUCGACAUGUUUAUACUGGUCCAGUGUCGCGUGUUAGGGCGCUGGUUUGA
Molecule: messenger RNA, 1563 nt
Organism: Talaromyces rugulosus
Lineage: Eukaryota; Fungi; Ascomycota; Eurotiomycetes; Eurotiales; Trichocomaceae
Exons: 7
Coding region: 1-1563 (520 amino acids)
Biological process (GO): transmembrane transport
Cellular component (GO): membrane
Molecular function (GO): transmembrane transporter activity
Source: RefSeq, a predicted model, not a curated record